Molecule: messenger RNA, 846 nt
Organism: Lepisosteus oculatus (spotted gar)
Lineage: Eukaryota; Metazoa; Chordata; Actinopteri; Semionotiformes; Lepisosteidae
Product: zinc transporter ZIP1
Biological process (GO): zinc ion transmembrane transport
Cellular component (GO): plasma membrane
Molecular function (GO): zinc ion transmembrane transporter activity
Source: RefSeq, a predicted model, not a curated record
AAAACCCCGUACCGUGCGGUACCGCCCGACACGUUGCAUGUAGUCCAGCCUGGGCCUCAACACUUUCGCGUUGUGUUUCGGGCAGGAGACGAGCUCGCAAAAUAGUAACUCCAGCCGAGGCCGCUUCUGUUCACCGAGUGGAAGUUAUAUUCGAGUUACACUGUACUUUAAUCCCGUGUGCGAAAUAACUUUCCGGCUCAACACACCCGAUCGCCAAAAACGACUUGAAAACGGAGAACCUGAAAAGGUUUCAUGCUGUUCUUGCCCCGGACUACGACCGCGACUGCGUUUAACGGCCAUGGAGGAGUCGGAGUGAAGCCGCCCGGAGAGCGAACAGAGACGGCGAGGAUGAGCUGGGGAGCGGGCGGGCCCGGGGUGCAGACCCCGGGCUGGGAGCAGGCGGCGCCCCCCGCCCCCGGCUCGGUCUCCGGGCUGGACUUCAAGCUGGGCUCCCUGUUCCUGCUGCUGGCCGCGACGCUGCUGUGCGGCUUCGCCCCGCUGUGUCUCGUCAGAGGCUCGGGGAGAUGCAGCACGGACCCGGAUCUGCGGCGCAAAGUCCUGAGUUUGGUGAGCUGCUUUGCCGGAGGUGUGUUCCUGGCCACCUGUCUGCUGGACCUGGUGCCUGAUUACCUGUCUGCGAUCAACGAGGCCUUCGAAAGCAUGCAAAUCACGCUGCAGUUCCCGCUCCCCGAGUUCAUCUUGGCCAUGGGCUUCUUCCUGGUGCUGGUCAUGGAGCAGAUUGUGCUGGCCUACAAGGACCAAUCCGGGGGUUCGCUGGAGGAGAGGCGCGCCCUGCUCGUGGAUCCCAGCAUCCAAUCGCAUGGCAGGGAGGCGCAUGGCCCCUCC